Molecule: messenger RNA, 620 nt
Organism: Triticum aestivum (bread wheat)
Lineage: Eukaryota; Viridiplantae; Streptophyta; Magnoliopsida; Poales; Poaceae
Exons: 2
Coding region: 95-361 (88 amino acids)
Cellular component (GO): extracellular region
Molecular function (GO): serine-type endopeptidase inhibitor activity
Source: RefSeq, a predicted model, not a curated record
AGUUGCUUGUAGCUCUGGGUACACAAAACUACAGCAUAAACCAUCAUUAGACAGGACAAGCCAAUUGCUUUGCUCGACAAGUGUAGAAGCAACGAUGAAGAGUAGCACGCUCGUGGCGAUCCUGAUUCUCCAGGCCGUCCUGGUCAUGGGAAUCCUCUCACAGGCGAACGCCGAGUUCCCAAAAUGCUGCGACAACUGCAGGUUCUUCUCGGGGGCCGUGGUCUGCGACGACGCCGGCCCCAAGUGCCGCGACGGCUGCGUGAACUGCCGCGUCGUGGAGACGAGCCCCAAGAUGACGUUCCGGUGCGCCGAUGCGCGCGGCGACGACGGCACGCCCUGCCCGCCCUGCAAGAAGUACUGAUCGCGCAUGCUCGGAACAUAAGAUGUUGCGCCGAAAAAACUCGGAUGGGUUGAGCAGAGCCGUUGUGGUUGUACGUGCACGUGGUCCACGCCCAACAACAAUUGUUGUUGUUGUCCUCGUCGUUAUCUUUUCUUCUUCUUCAGAAAAAACCUGUUUUUUUUUGCGAAUAGAAAAACCUGUUGUUGCUCCGUGAAUAAGCACUUGUAUCAAUUUAUGCCUCUCUGCUCAAUCAAAUAAAAUAUUUGUUUAUUUGUGUCAA